CCAGUGGUGAAUUUCUGGAGUUUUGAGAGAAGCCAGGCUUCUAGAUAUUCAUGGAACCUCUGUUUCUCUUUUUCUAAAAUCACAGCUAAAGGUGCUGUCAAGACCUGGUGAAGCCUGGGGACCCUCGUCUGCAGCUUUGCCAUUAGAUAGUCACCAGGGCCCUUGCCAGCUAACUUAUAACCUGUGACUUGCUCUGGUCACAGAACAAGUUAUUGAUGGACUUGGUCUUUGAUUCCAAACUUUCAGGUCUAAGACUACGGCCAUUCAUGAGAAUUGGUUUCUAAAUGCGAAAGGCAUUACCCUCUGUCUCCUCCGUGACAGAUGGGCAGAGGCGAGAGGGGAAGAGGCCCCAGUCCAGGUCCACUCCACCACUUACAAACUGGUGGGACAGGCCCUGGGCCUUGCCACCUCUCUGGGCCUCACUGUCCUAACCUAUCACAUGGCCAUCAUGCUACCUGGUUUAACCAAGCCCAGCCCCCAUCGAUGUCCCCAGGUAAGUCUCUCCCUGCCCUGAGCCUCGGGUUCCGCUGACCUGUGCUGACCUUGGGUUCCUUUCUGUUGCAGGAGACAUGAGCACAGAGGGCUCCAGUCUCUCCAGCCCCAGGGCCGCCAGCCCCCAGGACGCCUUCACGGCUCCUGUCACCCCUGGGACUCUCACCGGGGCGACGGACCCCCUCCCUGUGCUCAUCGCCCUGGCCUGCAUCUUCCUCCUGCUGGCUUCUUGUCUACUGUUCCUGAUCCUCUGCAGGCCGGCUGCUCUGGACCCCCGCCACCGCAGGGCCCGCGAGUGCAUGCCCCACCACCCCGAGAGCCCCAGCGAGCCCCAGCUCCGGCUUUGGAAGCGCCUGGGCUCCCUGCGCCGCUCUCUGCACAGCUUCCGGAGGGGGUGGCUCACCGCCCCUCCACGGCCACUGCCAGGCCACGACAACCCCCCGGGCAGCUGUGACUGCACGGAAUCGACCAAAAUGUGACAGGCGUUUCCAAACAGAUGCCCCCACUAUCCUCCACCCCCGGCAGAUCCUCCCGCCUGGGACUUCUGGGACUGCAAGACAGCGGCCCAAGCAACCUGGGCCCUGUGCUCACCUCCAGGGCUGCCCUGGGUGCCCAGCCAGUGUCCUUUCUCAAAGGUGGUCCCUGAAACAGCACCCUCUUUUCUG
Marmota flaviventris (yellow-bellied marmot) is the source of this 1157-nucleotide messenger RNA. It is a transcript of the gene C4H10orf105, whose product is annotated as chromosome 4 C10orf105 homolog. NCBI's taxonomy places the organism in Eukaryota, Metazoa, Chordata, Mammalia, Rodentia, Sciuridae. The record is from RefSeq and is a predicted model, not a curated record.